Molecule: messenger RNA, 4839 nt
Organism: Adineta steineri
Lineage: Eukaryota; Metazoa; Rotifera; Eurotatoria; Adinetida; Adinetidae
Source: the annotation of a GenBank genome assembly
AUGGACAAUUCAAGACAACAUGUUCUACGUCAAUCAAAUGAAAUCAUUCAAGCAAAAAGAAAAACAUCAUUAAAAAAGACUCAAAGAAAAGAACCAUUACGUCGUAUAUGGUCUCGAGGUUUGCCAUCAUUAGCAACAAAUACAGUUAAAAUGGUUGUUGCAACAUUACAUAUUGGUUCAAAGAUGAAUGGACAUUUAUCGGAUGAAGAACAAGACAAUGAAGAAGAAGAUGAUAAUGAUGAUGAUGAUGAAAUAUUUCACAUUGGACAACAUGUACAAGCACACAUUCCAGAUAUAGUUUUAAAUAAAUUAAAUGAUUUAAUUGAUCAAAAAGGAAAUAUAUUAAUUCCAAAUGAACAUAUGUAUAAUAAUGCAACAUUAUUAUUUCUUGAUGUAUCAGGUUUUACAUCAUUAACUGAACAAUAUUCAAAUGAUGCACAUUUAGGUAUUGAUCAAUUAACACAUACAUUAAAUUCAUAUUUUGAUAAACUUGUUUCGGAAAUUUUAAUAAAUAAUGGUGAUAUUUAUAAAUUUGCUGGUGAUGCUAUACUUGCAUUAUGGACAAAUGAAUUAAAUGGACCUGAACAAGCAUUAAAAUGUGCAUUAUAUUUACAAGAAAAAUGUGGAGCAUAUGAAACUGAUGUUGAUGUCGUAUUACGUCUUAAAAUAGCGUUAGCAUAUGGUUCUGUACAUGCAUUAUUUAUAGGUACAGAUGAAUUUAAACAUUAUAUAUUAACAGGUGAUUGUGUGAAAGAUGUUAAUCAAUGUGAACAAUUAUGUGAACCAGGUGAUAUUAUUAUAACGAAAGCAGUUUAUGAACAAGUACAAAAUUUAUUAUUAAAUUGUGAAUAUGCACCGAUUAACGAUGAAGUAGAUAGAAAAGAUCAAUAUAUUGCUGUAAAAUAUUUAGACUCCGAAGAUAAUGAUCUAAAUAUAAUCAAAAAUAAUGAUAGAAUGAAUAGUUCAAAUCCAGACAUAUCUAUGAAUGAACCUGAUAAUAAUUCUAAUUCUCAAUUAUCUUCUUUAAUAAAUGAUUCAAUUAAUGAAGAACUUAAUAACAAAACUGAUAAUUUAAUGAAAUCUUUUUUACUUGGUUGUGUUUAUCAACGUAUUGAACGUAAACAAUCUUUAGAUUAUCUAUCUGAAUUGCGACGUGUUACAAUAACAUUUAUUAAUCUUGAUGUGUCCGAUGAACAUUAUACAAACAAUAAUUUAUAUCAUAAUGUACAAAAAGUUUUCAUACAAAUCUAUGAAUUAACAAAAAUGAUGGGUGGUGUAUUAACAAAAGCAUUAUUAUUUGAUAAGGGAUGGUCAUUUUUAUGUGUUUUUGGUUUACCUGGUUAUAAACAAGGUGAUGAUACAGCAAAUGCACUUAAAUGUGCUUAUAUGAUACAUACAACAAUUCAUAAACAAUGUCAAUUUAUAGAUAAAUGUUCAAUAGGUGUGACAACUGGUUUAACAUAUUGUGGUGUUGUUGGACAUGUUGCACGUUGUGAAUAUACAGUUAUUGGUCGAAAAGUAAAUAUGGCUGCACGUUUAAUGUGUAAUUAUCCAAAUAUCAUAUCAUGUGAUCAAGAAACAUAUUAUAAUUCACGUUUAAAUAGUCGUUUUUUUCAAAUAUUACCUGAUAAAAUAUUAAAAGGUAUGCAUAAUGUUGGAAUUAUUUGGCAAUAUGGAGAUCAUCAAAAUAAUAUACAAAUAGAAAAUAAUCAAGAUCAAAAGAAAAUAAUUGAUAUACAAAAUAAUAAUUAUCCAUUAUUAGGACGAAAAGUUGAAUUAAUGAUCGUUACUGCACAAAUUAUGUUAUUAGAUGAACCAUUACAUAGACGAAGAGAUCUUGCAGCUAUUAUUUUUGAAGGUGAUGAUAAAAUUGGUCGAAGUCGUUUAUUACAAUUUAUAGCGGAAUCAUUAGAAAAUUCAUAUCAUGAAAGUAAUUGCACAGGUGUUUCCUCUUAUGAUAAUACCUACAUUCCUUAUGACUCAACAAUUCCUAAUAAUAUACCGAAUGAAAAUACAAAAACUCGUUUAUCAUCUUUAAAUAUCUAUGGUAAUGAUUGUUCAACAAUAAAAAAACCAACAAUACGUAUUAUUAAAUAUUCUUGUCAAUUAGAACAACGUUUUAAUGAAUUUAGUUUAUUACGUUCAUUACUUAGACAAUUAUUACAAUUUCAUCAUGAUGAUAAAACACAAUAUGAACGUGAACAAUAUUUAUUACGUUUAUUUGAUAUAAAUAAAUCGAAUGAUGCAUAUUUAAGACGAAAUUUAUUUUUAUUGAAUGAUUUACUUGAUGUUAGAUUUCGUCGAAGUCAUAUUGAAACAGAAAAUACAAAUGAAAAAAAUUUUGUUCGAACAUAUGAAACAAAUAUUAAUGAAUUAUUAUUACAUAUUUUACAUCAACUUAUUGAUCCACCAGGAAGUAUGGGUGAUAUGUAUGGAAAUACAUUAAGUUCAGCGUAUUCUCAACCGAGACGUUCAUCAACUUCAAUAACAGCUUUACCGAUGGCUUCAAUCACAACAGCAUCAAAAAUUCUAUUUAUUAUUGAUGAUAUUCAUUUUGCUGAUGAAAGUUCUCUUAAACAUUUACUUACAUUAGGUAGUCAUAAUAAAUGUUUAUUAAUUCUAUCGAUGAAACCACCAAGAAAUAAUAAUAAUGAUCGACCAGUUUCAAAUAUCAUACAAUCAAUUAGUACAGAUUCACGUGUUUAUCUUCGAAGAUUACCAGGACUUGAAUUACGUUAUCUUGCUACACUUGGAUGUCAGAUAUUAUCUGUACAUAAACUUCCAGCAAAACUUGUCAAAGUACUGAAUGAAAGUUGUAAUGGUAUUCCAGGAUUUUGCGAACAAAUUCUUUUUGAUCUUUUACGAAAAGAUAAAAUCUUUAUUGUAAAUACAACUGAUAUAUAUGAUCAAGAUUCAAAUUUAAUUGAAGGUGAUGCUGAUAAAUUACUUGUUAAUUCUCCUAUAAAAACUAGUUUAUUAAAAUCAUUAUUUUCUCGUCAUAAACAAAUUCUAAAUGAUAAUCAACGUCAAACUGAACCUGUUUUUUCUCGUAUAUGUCUUUUACGUGAUCCAUCAUCGAAUGAUUUUGUUUCUCAUUGUCAACAAAAUUUUCAAAAUUAUAUUAUGUGUCGAAUUGAUCGUUUAUCUGAUAGUGAAAGUUUACUUUGUAAAAUAGCUGCUGUUAUUGGUAAUACAUUUUCUCGAACAUUUCUAUGGCAAUUAGUUGAUUCACAAUCAAAAAAAUUAAUUAAUAUUAAUUCAUGUAUAUUAGAUAUGAUGCAACGAACGAUUAUUGAAUGUGCAUAUCAACAACAACAACAACAAAAUCAAAGAAAACAUUCAAUAAAAUGUUUUUGUUUACAUAAUCCAGCUGGUUUUCCAUCACAAUGUCGUCUAAUUGCAUUUGCACAUGUAUCAAUACGUGAAGGAAUAUAUAAUUCAUUAACAGAUAGUUUAAAACGUACUUUAACACGUAAUGCUAUUGAUUAUUUAGAAAAACAAUGUACAAUUGUUUGUUCAACAUGUGCACCAAGAAAUGAUAUACCAUUUGUUGUACAAAAACAAGAUGGUCUUACGCGAAUUAUUAAAACUAGUCAACAACGUGGAUUUGUUGAUAUUGUUAAAAUAGCUGCUCUAAGAGAAAUUGAUAAUACAAUAAAACAAGCAAUGAGAUUACGUUCAAUGAGUUCACCAAUAAAACCAAGAUCGAAUACGUCCACAAAUUUUCCACCAGAACCAAGUAUUACCCUAACUGGAAAUUUAGAUCGAAAUGAGAAUAAAAGUUCAAACAAAAUUCGAGAGAAACGUCGUAAUAGUUUCGAUAUUGGUAAACUUGAUUCACGACGAACACGACGUUCUCAAUCGCCAGUUCCUCCUACACGUACGAAUGAAAAUGAUGUCGAAAUUAAAAUGGAUCAAUCAACAACUUGUAAUUCUAGUGAUCAAAAUUUAACUUUAAUUAGUGUUUAUCCAUAUGAAAACAAUGAUUCGGAAGUAAUAUCAUCACCAUUAUUAACACCACCAAAAUCAAAACAUUUUUUUGCUCUAUUAAAAUUACCUAAACAACGUUAUCGAAAUUCAUCUAUAUCAAAUAAUCGAUUAUUUAGAAAUUUUGAUGGAUUAGUACCAACACCAAAUAAAUUAAAUAAAAAAGAAGCCAUUACUAAACCAAAACGCAAAAGAAAAAAUGAUAAAUCAAGUCGUUUUAGAUCGUUUUUUCGAUAUAUCUUCUGUCAAUUAGUACCAUUACAUUCAAACGCAUCCGCAAUUAUCGAUGCUAAUCGUCAAUCUACAAAAGAUUCAAAUGACAAUAUUAUUCUAUCUGAUAAUAAAAUAAUUUCAAAACCAAAUGGUAUCUUACAGGAAUCUAAACUCUUACGUAAACAAUCUUCACAUUGGCAAACAGUUCGUCAAGUAUUAAUACCAUCACCCAAUAAAGUUCUUCGUGCUUGUCCAAAUGAUCAUGAAUUACUUGAACAACCAAUGUUUUCAUCUGAAUUAAUGCAAAGUGUUUCAAAUGAUCUUAAUUGUUUAAAUAAACAAACUUAUCUUACACAAACAUUUCAAAAUCUUUAUGAACAAUCACUUUCAUUUCAUACAUUUCAAUCUUAUGUUCAAUAUAAAAAUUUAAUACAAUUUGUUUAUGAGACUAAACUAGAAGAAGAACAUGAAUUACCAAAUUCAACUAAAUUUUUAAAUGAAUUUGUAAUUUAUAAUGAUUUACGUGUAUGUCAAUGUGCUGAUUAUGUUUUAACUGUUUAUAUAAAAUUAGUUGAAUAUCAUACAAAUCUUUAUGAUAUGCAUGAAAAAUUAGUUGAUGAUAAACGUGAUUAUUUACGU